AUGUUCCGCGGCGAGAGCUCGUCACAGCGCGUCACGGCCCAUCUGCACGGCCCAUCUGCACGGCCCAUCUGCACGGCCCAUCUGCACUGCCCAUCUGCACGGCCCCACUCACUCUCACAACCCGCCGCGUCUGCUAACGCACGCACCUUGCGAUCGCCCCCGGGGUGCGUCGCGAGGCCCGCCCGCCCGCUCACACUCGCUGCGCCUCCCCACGCACCGUUCCUCCUCGCCCCUGCUUUCCAUUCCCAUUCUCAAUCCUCACCGUCCUCCCGUUCCCUUCAAUUCCCUUACCGACACCCUUUUUCUCCCGUUCCCUUCCUUUUCAUUCGCUCCACUUCCUUUCUCUUCCCGUCACUUCCCCUCAAGACCUCUCCCGACCCCUUCCUUUCGUCGCGUCCUCUUCAAUCCCCAUCUCUCCCCUUUGCUACCUUUCGCCGCCCUUCAAUCCCCAUCUCUCCCCUUUGCUACCUUUCGCCGCCCUUCAAUCCCCUUCCUUCCACUCGCCCACCGUUCCCCCCGCCCGCCCUCCCAUGUUGUGGCCUUAUAGCUAGCGUCAUUGCACCGCGGCGAGUGCGAGCGAGGGCGGGCACAGGGAAGCUCGUGCAUAGCGGCACAGGGAAGCUCGUGCAUAGCGGCACAGGGAAGCUCGUGCAUAGCGGCACAGGGAAGCUCGUGCAUAGCGGCACGCGAAUAGAACCUAGGCGGCCCUCACGGGGUGAGUCGCCCCACUGCAUUCCCUCCAUUCCCCUCCUUCCAUUCCCCUCCUUCCAUUUCCCCCCUUCCAUUCUCCCUCCUUCCAUUUCCCUCCUUCCAUUUCCCUCCUUCCAUUCCCUUCCUUCCAUUGCCCUCCUUCCAUUCCCCUCCCCCUCCUUCCCUUCCUGCCCUUCCCUUCCCGCGCUUCCCGUACCACCCUUCCGUCCCUGCCCUCCCAUCUCUCCCUCCUGCCCUCCCGUCUCCCCGCCCUGCCACCCGUCUCCCCCCUGCCCUCCCAUCUCCCCGCCCUGCCCUCCCAUCUCCCCGCCCUGCCUCCCAUCUCCCCGCCCUGCCCUCCCAUCUCCCCGCCCUGCCGUCCCGUCGCCCCUCUGA
Messenger RNA from Closterium sp. Naga37s-1, 1086 nucleotides. The record is from the annotation of a GenBank genome assembly. Lineage: Eukaryota; Viridiplantae; Streptophyta; Zygnematophyceae; Desmidiales; Closteriaceae.